Messenger RNA from Rubroshorea leprosula, 427 nucleotides. The record is from the annotation of a GenBank genome assembly. NCBI's taxonomy places the organism in Eukaryota, Viridiplantae, Streptophyta, Magnoliopsida, Malvales, Dipterocarpaceae.
AGUUUCUUAGGGAUGGAAAGUUGCCACUCCUACCUGGCCAUUCAUUGCAGUUUCAAAACUUACUCAAGGUAAUGGUUGAACGGGAUCCAGCUCGACGUCCUUCAGCCAAAGAAAUAGUAGAAAAUCCAAUUUUUGACGAGAUUCAGAGAAAAAUGUCCAGCUCGAGGCCUGACUCUCAAGGGAAACAGGGUUGUUGGUGAUCAAGUCCCUUCUUAAAUUAUGCACCAAAUUUUGUCAUGAUGGUGCGGGUUUUGUAAAGUUUGGCUUCAAGAACUGUUAUUUUGUGACUGAAAGACAGUGGCACGUUUCUAUCAUUCCUUAGUCCUCCCCUUUUUUUCCGUAUAACUUGACCAUUUAAAUCUUUAACUCAGUUAAUCUAGCUGUAAUUUACCAAAAAUAAUAAUAAUAAUAAUAAUAAUCUUGCUAU